Cariama cristata (Red-legged seriema) is the source of this 3184-nucleotide messenger RNA. RefSeq names its product membrane-associated ring finger (C3HC4) 6, E3 ubiquitin protein ligase (gene MARCHF6). Bases 20 to 2563 code for a protein of 847 amino acids. The record is from RefSeq and is a predicted model, not a curated record. The transcript has 23 exons. Gene Ontology annotation, cellular component: endoplasmic reticulum membrane. NCBI's taxonomy places the organism in Eukaryota, Metazoa, Chordata, Aves, Cariamiformes, Cariamidae.
CACAGUUUAUUCCCCAGAUAUGCCUUCACGGCUUCCAAUCCAAGACAUCUUUGCUGGACUGGUUACGAGUAUUGGCACAGCAAUACGAUACUGGUUUCAUUAUACACUUGUGGCCUUUGCGUGGUUGGGAGUAGUACCUCUUACUGCAUGUCGUAUCUACAAGUGCUUGUUUACUGGCUCUGUGAGCUCACUACUGACACUGCCAUUAGAUAUUCUGUCAACGGAGAACUUACUAGCUGACUGUUUGCAGGGCUGUUUUGUGGUAACAUGCACUCUGUGUGCAUUUAUCAGCCUUGUUUGGUUACGUGAACAGAUUGUUCAUGGAGGAGCACCACAGUGGUUGGAACAAAAUCAGCAACAGCCAAUCAACGGUGUUGGUCCACAAAAUGAGGCUCAGGCUGUUGUAAAUGGAGGCGUUGAAAACGCUGUUCUUGAUCAACCUGCUAAUGCAGCUGCUGAGAAUGUAGUUGUAGGUGAGAACCCUGAAAUUCAAGAAGAACAAGUAGAUGAAGAGGAGGAAGAUAAUGAAGAUGAAGAAGAUGCUGUAGUAGAAGAUGCAGCAGAUGCAAACAAUGGAGCACAAGAUGACAUGAACUGGAAUGCUUUGGAAUGGGAUCGAGCAGCAGAAGAGCUUACUUGGGAGCGAAUGCUUGGACUUGACGGAUCUCUGGUUUUUUUAGAACAUGUCUUUUGGGUUGUAUCUUUAAAUACGUUGUUCAUACUUGUGUUUGCAUUUUGUCCGUACCACAUUGGUCACUUCUCCAUUGUUGGCCUGGGCUUUGAGGAAUAUGUGCAAGCAUCUCACUUUGAAGGCCUAAUUACAACUAUAGUUGGAUAUGUUCUGCUAGCAGUGACCCUAAUUGUUUGUCAUGGUUUGGCAGCACUUGUUAAGUUCCAGCGAUCACGUCGUUUAUUAGGUGUUUGCUAUAUUGUUGUCAAGGUUUCCUUGUUAGUAGUGGUUGAAAUUGGUGUAUUUCCUCUCAUCUGUGGCUGGUGGCUGGAUAUAUGCUCUUUGGAGAUGUUUGAUGCCACUUUGAAAGACAGAGAAUUGAGCUUUCAGUCUGCCCCAGGUACCACAAUGUUCCUGCAUUGGUUGGUUGGAAUGGUUUAUGUCUUUUAUUUUGCAUCCUUCAUUCUUUUACUGAGAGAGGUAUUGAGACCUGGUGUCUUAUGGUUUCUCAGGAAUUUGAAUGAUCCAGACUUUAAUCCUGUACAGGAAAUGAUUCACUUGCCCAUUUAUAGACAUCUCAGGAGGUUUAUCUUAUCAGUGAUUGUCUUUGGAUCAAUUGUACUGCUCAUGCUCUGGCUUCCUAUACGCAUUAUUAAGUAUCUCCUGCCUAACUUUCUUCCAUAUAAUGUUAUGCUCUACAGUGAUGCUCCAGUAAGUGAACUUUCCCUAGAGCUCCUUUUGCUUCAGGUGGUGCUUCCAGCUUUGCUAGAACAAGGACAUACUAGACAGUGGUUGAAAGGUCUUGUACGAGCAUGGACUGUAACUGCUGGCUACUUGCUGGAUCUCCAUUCUUACCUACUUGGUGACCAGGAAGACAAUGAAAACAAUGCAAACCAGCAGCCUAACAACCAGCAUGCUCGCAAUAAUAAUGCCAUUCCAGUCGUGGGAGAAGGUCUUCACGCAGCCCAUCAAGCCAUACUUCAGCAAGGAGGACCUGUGGGUUUCCAGCCUUAUCGUAGGCCUUUAAAAUUCCCGCUCAGGAUAUUUCUUUUGAUUGUUUUCAUGUGUAUAACAUUACUGAUUGCUAGUCUUAUCUGCCUUACCUUACCAGUGUUUGUGUUUUCAGUAUUUGCUGGCCGAUGGUUAAUGUCAUUUUGGACGGGGACUGCCAAAAUCCAUGAACUGUACACAGCUGCUUGUGGUCUUUAUGUCUGUUGGCUAACUAUCCGAGCAGUGACAGUGCUGGUUGCCUGGAUGCCACAGGGCCGUAGAGUGAUUUUUCAGAAAGUCAAAGAAUGGUCUCUUAUGAUAAUGAAGACAUUAAUAGUGGCUAUACUGCUAGCUGGUGUGGUUCCACUUUUGCUCGGUCUUCUGUUUGAACUGGUCAUCGUUGCACCUUUGAGAGUUCCUUUGGAUCAAACACCUCUCUUCUAUCCUUGGCAGGACUGGGCUCUUGGAGUUCUGCAUGCCAAAAUAAUUGCUGCCAUAACACUGAUGGGUCCCCAGUGGUGGCUGAAAACUGUUAUUGAACAGGUAUAUGCAAAUGGGAUUCGUAACAUUGAUUUACACUUCAUAAUCCGUAAACUGGCAGCACCCGUAAUCUCUGUUCUGUUACUUUCCCUGUGUGUACCGUACAUCAUAGCUUCUGGUGUUGUACCUUUAUUAGGAGUUACCGCUGAAAUGCAAAACCUAGUUCAGCGACGGAUUUAUCCUUUUCUGCUUAUGGUGGUGGUUUUGAUGGGAAUUCUCUCCUUCCAAGUUCGCCAGUUCAAGCGCCUUUAUGAACAUAUUAAAAAUGACAAGUACCUUGUUGGGCAACGACUUGUGAAUUACGAACGAAAGUCUGGUAAACAAGGCACAUCAACAACUCCACCUCAGUCUUCACAAGAAUAGAUGGUCAUAUUAAACAUCUUGACCUUCCCUUUGCCUUUACAUGUCCUUUUUUUCAUAGACUUUUCUUCAGUCUUUGGAUAUCUCUCCCAAUAAUACUCUUGGCAGUAUUUUGGCUUCUCUUACUAGCAUCCAGAUAGCAGUUAAGGCCCUGUUCCUUAUCUGCAUUUUCUGAUGUUAUCAAUGCUGUCUGAGGUCUGUAUAUGUGUAAAUAGAAGUAUCCUGACACCCUAAAACCUUGGAUUAAAAAGAAUGUGCAUUGUACAUCUUUAAAAAAGUAUAUUAAUUUAUUAAAUCUAGUUGUCACUUUAUUUUGGACUGCUGUUCUGUUGACAAUGUGCCACAAAGCAAUAGCGCGAAGAGGCAGGAUGUUUUUAUAAAAUUGGGAGCUUACUUUAUGGUGUUCAUAACAGUUCUUAUUGUAGUAAUAUAGUAUGAUUUUUCAUGAGUGGAAAGGCCACACAGAGAAUAUCAAAAGUAAAUAACUGUCUUACAGUCAGCAAUGAAGUGGCUGUGGUGAGAACAUAAUGAACUAUGUAUCUUGCUGUCAAGUCUUUUUUAUUAUUUUGUAUAACACCAAAGCUGUUGUACAUUUUUCUAUUGCCUGAUUGUUUUUCAUGUGUC